Molecule: messenger RNA, 135 nt
Organism: Dentiscutata erythropus
Lineage: Eukaryota; Fungi; Glomeromycota; Glomeromycetes; Diversisporales; Gigasporaceae
Source: the annotation of a GenBank genome assembly
AGCAUGAAUAAGAAUGGUGAGGUCAAUGAGAGCACCCAAGAAAGACUUACCCUGUUUCCUGACAAUUAUUUUUCCCGACAUUUAAUUCUAAACAAUGCGGAUGUUCUCAAGUCUCCUAAUACUGUUUGCUGGUGA